Lachancea meyersii CBS 8951 is the source of this 1110-nucleotide messenger RNA. The record is from the annotation of a GenBank genome assembly. Lineage: Eukaryota; Fungi; Ascomycota; Saccharomycetes; Saccharomycetales; Saccharomycetaceae.
AUGACGGUCAAGCCUGGCAUUCUGUUCAUCGCCGAGCCCAAUUGGGAUUCUCCCAUUUACAAUACGAUUGUAAAGGAUAAAUUCCAGGUGGAGCACUAUGACUUGCAUUCGAGCAAUUCUGAAGACUUUUUGGACGCUUUGAAGACAACUUUCAACAGUUCAAGCAAACCUCUUUCUGCCAUAUAUGGUGGGUUCAUGGGAUUCAAUGCAGUUGGAGGAUUGACUCGUGGACUACUCGAGGACGAGAGAUUUCCAAGCGAUACUCUAAAAUGCGUGGUUCUGUGUUCUCGCGGAGUAAAUGGUAUCGAUUUCGAUGCUGUCAAGGAACAUGGCAUCGAAAUUUACAAUUAUAGUGACGAGGACGAGGGGACUACAAUUAAUGGAUUUAAGACAAUUGCACAAGCGGGAUUGGUUAGUGACGACGUGGCCAACUGUGCUUUGUGGCACGUAUUGGAAGGAUACCGGAAAUUCUCGUUCCACCAGAUGCAUCUGCGCAAAACGGGCCAUACAUUUCGCUCCAGAAGCCGUGCCGCAGGCGAAGGACCCGAAAGUAAAGAGUUCAUGUUUGGUCACACCUUAACAUCGCUCGAAAUCAAGUCGCCAAGAGGCCGGAAGGCUCUGAUUCUCGGUUUGGGUGGGAUUGGAAAGCAGAUCGCUAGCAAGCUGCAAAAUGGUCUGGGCAUGGAGGUGCACUACGCCAAACGGUCGUGCGACCCUACCGUUUCGUGGCCUUUCCACAAACUCGAUUCUUUGCUAUACCCGCAUCUAUCUCAGUUUGAUGCCAUUGUUAUCGCAUUGCCGGGCACCCCAGAAACCAGACACUUGGUCAACCACGAGUUCUUGAGCUCUUGCAGCGAAGAAUUGAUUUUGGUAAACAUUGGCAGAGGAACAAUUAUUGAUCCUGAAGCAAUUUCAGAGGCGAAAUCAAACCAUCGCAUAAGACAUUUAGGCCUUGACGUCUACUACCACGAGCCUGAAGUCGAAGAUUGGCUGUUAGAAGACAACGAGACGGCUACAAUUACUCCUCAUAUAGGCAGUGGCACCAAAAACAAUUUUGACCAAAGUUGCGAGUACGCCCUAGGCAAGGCAUUGAGCUGUUGUUUUCCAUAG